This is a messenger RNA of Argiope bruennichi, 7216 nucleotides long. RefSeq names its product proto-oncogene tyrosine-protein kinase receptor Ret-like. Gene Ontology annotation, molecular function: ATP binding; transmembrane receptor protein tyrosine kinase activity; calcium ion binding. The transcript is spliced from 22 exons. Bases 73 to 3189 code for a protein of 1038 amino acids. The record is from RefSeq and is a predicted model, not a curated record. NCBI's taxonomy places the organism in Eukaryota, Metazoa, Arthropoda, Arachnida, Araneae, Araneidae. Gene Ontology annotation, biological process: cell surface receptor protein tyrosine kinase signaling pathway; homophilic cell-cell adhesion; positive regulation of kinase activity. Gene Ontology annotation, cellular component: membrane; axon; signaling receptor complex.
CUUCGCCAGAAGCGCCGGUGCCACUGAGUCCUCGCUUUCUGGCUGACCAUCGGUCAUUCCGAGGCCGAAGAUAUGGAGAUCUUAAUCGGAGUGUUUCUCAUUUCCGCCUGUCUUAGCAGAGGUAACAGUUUAGUCCUACUUCAGAAAACGGCAUCGCUGCAGCUUCCUUACGAUUACCCUGUUGCUGUGACAUUCUACCGCCUUCAAGCCGUAGACGAGAAAUUAGGCAUCCCUCCUCCAGACACUUUGGAUUAUCACAUUGUGAGGAGUGUCGCUUUUCCCAGCGAAUCCAAGUUUGGUCGUGGUCUCUUUGUCAUCGAUGAGCACACAGGAUCCCUCAUGCUGUCACCACACCGGCGACAUUCAAUAGCAGAAUUCAGAGGCUCCACUUUUGCUCUGGACAUUAUUGCUGUUCCAGCAAAAAAGGCUUCAGUGGAAACAGCGCAUGCCACUGUUGUUAUCACAAUCACCGAGGACAACUUCACACUACCUGAUUGCAGCCCCAGAGAGGACCUCUGUUUUUCAGCCCCAGAAAUGCACUAUCAGAUUCCGGAGACGAUACGGAAAGGUUCAGAUUUGGUGAAUUUAAGACCCAUCCCUUAUGCCAAACUGUGCCCUGAAUCUAAUGUAAAAUACACCUUAUCUUUUGACGAUAGCUUUCCGGUAGCGAUAGAGAAUGAAAUACUGAAGGUUAAAAAAUUAUUUGACUUCGAGGAAUCCGCGUAUCAUGAAUGGAAUAUAACGUGUGAAGUGCAAAGUAAAAAUGAAAAUGGCACCUUCUACUCCAGAAUCAGAGUUUAUGUCCUGGAUGUCGAUGACAAUUCCCCUUACAUCCAGAACAGCACUGAUACUUAUCAAGAAGUAGAUGCUUCGCAAAUCUCACCCGGAAAAGAACUGCCCAUACAACUGACGAUACUCGAUCCGGAUUCCCCAUCAGUGAACAAAAUAACUGUGGAUAAAACGGAUCCCUUGAACCUGUUCCAGCUAAGAGAUCCUGUCAUAUUCCACGGCGUGAACGGAGCUCACAUGCUUAUGAACACAGCUCUUGUUCCCAAGUCUAACUUUCAAUUCCCGGAAUCGACGUAUAAUGUGACCGUCAUUUUCAAUGACUCCAGCCUUGUUGGAGCACAUGAGAAUAGUCAAGUUAUAUUCCAUGUACUAAUAUGCAACAGCAGUUCGGGAGUUAAGAGACCCGCUACGCCACCUAACCAGUUCGAGGCUCAAGCAAAAAUAUUUCGACAUUCUGCUCACCUCACAAGAGUCGUCCAGCCUAUGGAGGUAUUGCCCCACGAAGGUUACUUCUUUCGCAUCGUGAGAGAUUCGAACAAAGCACUCCUGGGUAACCGCAUCUUCGGAGUGACCCCCAAGACGGGCAUCGUAUACAUCAUGGAUGAGGUGGCACUCACAAGAUCCACGACCAAGCUCUUCAGUUUGGAGCUCACCUGGAGGAACAAGAAUGCGACAGAUAGACGCUGCGUCAUCACCAUUAGGGUGCUAGACUCUGUUGAACCGAGCAAUGAAUGUGGUAUCGAACCUGGUCACAAGUUCCCUUCUUGUGCCAUCCAUGGAACAGCCGAAUCUUGCUCCACAAGCUGUGGGCGUGGAGCGAACGGGGGAUUCUGCCACUGGCGUUCUCAGUCUUCACCCACACUCGUUGAAGAAUACGCCACUUGUUCGCCGCAUCUUCAGACAUGCCCGGAUGGAACAUGCGAUGAAUUGGAAGAAAUGGAUCCUUUGUUGUGUCCACAGGACUGCGCAGGCAAUGUCCGAGGAGCAGCAGUACCUGGUGCCAGCGGAAGGGGUGUUGGAAAAUCUGCUGCCCCCUGCACUUGUGCCGGACCUAACACCUGCAUCUGCACUCAGUUUUUUCCGCCUUCAAAACUCAUGUCGAGAAGUCAGACGAAAGUAUAUAAAGAGACGCCUAACAUUAAGUACCAACCUUUAGACGUAUCCGAAAGUUGGGGUGGAUGUGGCACCCAAUGUGUAACAAUGAUUGUAGUCGUAUCCUUGAUAGUGAGUGGCCUGAUAGUGGUUGCUGGAAUACUCACCUACCGACGCUGGAUGUUGCAUCCCAAGGACGAUGAGCUGCCCAGCGUCAGGACUCCUUUGAAUUCAUCUACGUACCUGGUGGCAAGAGGAACAGUGGAUUAUCCGCUUCAACAAAAUGUGCUUCAACAAGCGAAACUGGAAUUCCCUCGAGAUCAACUGACGUUGGAAGAGACUCUGGGAGAAGGUGAAUUCGGAAAGGUGGUGAAAGGAAAGGCUAGGAAUAUUGCUGGCAUGCCUGGGACAACUAUCGUGGCAGUAAAGAUGUUGAAAGACGGCAGUUCGCCAUCUGAGAGAAGAGACCUGGUAUCAGAGCUGAAUCUUCUGAAAGAGAUUUCUCAUCCGAAUGUCAUUCGACUCUUGGGAGCCUCUACUGACGAUGAUGGUCAGUUGUAUAUCAUAAUGGAGUAUGCUGAACAUGGUUCUUUGAUAACAUACUUGAGGAAAAUGAAAAGCAGUUGCACAGAAAUGAAUUUGCCUGAGCUGAUUGCAUUUGCUUUACAAAUAGCCAAAGGAAUGGAAUAUUUAGCAAGCAUGAAGGUCGUACAUCGAGACUUAGCUGCUAGAAAUGUUUUGGUGGCGUCUGGAAAAGUUCUCAAAAUUUCUGAUUUUGGUCUCAGUCGAGAUGUCUACGAAGGGGACACUUAUCUCAAAAUGUCUAGGAGCAAAGUACCUGUGAAAUGGAUGGCCCUUGAAUCACUUGAAAAUCAAUUGUAUACGACAAAGAGUGAUGUAUGGUCUUUCGGCAUCUUGUUAUGGGAAAUCAUUACGAUAGGGGGUUGCCCGUAUCCUGGAAUUCCUACAGAAAGACUUUUCCAACUUUUGAAGGAAGGAUACCGGAUGCCAAGACCGGACAAUUGUCCAUUACAGUUGUACGAACUAAUGAAAAUCUGCUGGUUGGAAAAACCUAAUGAGAGGCCACACUUCAAAGAGUUGGUUCAGAAGAUUGAAUUUAUUCUGGAAGAAAUAUCGCAUCAACAAGCAUCACGUGACGAAAACAUUCAGCAGCGCGGUAAAAGGCUCAGAAGUAGAGAUGAUGGGUCGAUGCUUCAACAGUUAGCAUCUUUCCCGAGAUUAGCUGUGCAACAAAAUGGACCUUACGAGAAUCAAUGUCUGCUUUCCUCAAAUGAAUUCAGCGUCUAAAUUUAUUUAUUUCUCGAUGUAUUUUAUGUGCUUUCCGUCUUUUCUCUCCGAAUCUGCUUUUGCGAAUAAGAGGAAAGGAGUCAGAAAAGGCUGCUUUUUGCAAAUUUUUCUGUUUUUGAUGAUAAAAGGUUUGAUGUGAUAAGACUUGAGAACACGGUACUCAUCAUCGCCAAGCUGGUAAUUCUUUCGGCAACUGCUAUAAUACCCACAAUCAUUGCGAUUUAAUCUUCAUACAUCUAACAUCAAAUUUGGCAAAUAAUCGCUUUAAAAACUUCAAGUUUGGCGAUGGAACGUAUUCUCUAGUGUAACCUCCAAUAUUUAUAAUAUUUCAUAUUGCAAAAUGUGUGUAAUGUAAUGUAUAUUUUCAUAUUUCUCGUACUAUACAUUAAGCUUCAUAGCAUAAGUUUCAUCGAUUUUCAUGACAGAAAAUGCUGAUUCUAUUUCUACGCUUUUGCUAAAAUACAAAUGCAUUUAUUAGAUAGUUAUUAAGUAAAAUUCAUUAUGGAGGUUCCAGGAAGGAAUCUAAUUUAGCGAUUUUCUGAAACUCUCAAAGCGCAAUUAAAAUAACUAAAUGAAUUUCCAUUUCGCCUAUACUUAAAAAAAAAUCUUAAUUAUUUUGUUUUUGGUGUCCUUUUGCUUCGCAUGUUUUCCGAAUUUUUGUUCUAAAAAUGUAUUUUUAUUAAUUCAUAAACCUUACGCUGUUCAUGCUUCAAAUGUUAAUGAAAAGACGCAGAUGUUUUUUCAGAAACUUACUUCGUUACUGAUUAUUGGGCCUCAAUUACAAUGGAACAUCUGUAUUUUCAAUUAACUAUAAUCUUUGUUAAACAACUUUUAUCAACCAAGCCACUAGCAAAAAAUCAGAACGUCGAAUUUUUCAAAAAAGGAUACCAAAAUUGGCGUUGAAACCGGUUUUCACAAUGGGUGGACUUGAAAAACACAAACCGAUUUAGCCUAGCUGGAUGAGAGCAGGACCAGUCAGUGCUUUUUUUUUUUUCUCUCUCUCUCUCUUAUUUCCCAUACCAUUCUAGAUUAUUUAAAGGGUGUAUGCUUGACACGAAUAGGUGGGAAGAACAGUAUCUGUGUAUACACAAUGCUCGCAUCAUAGGUAGAAGAAAAUUAAAUAACAAAUUAUAAAGGAGUAAAAAUAUAGAAAAUGAAAAAGAAAAAAGAAACAACAUUUAAAUAAUACUAAUAAUGAAGGAAUAAUAAAUCAGCCUAAAUGUAAGCAAAUAAAAUUUAUAAACAGAUGUAAUAGAUAAAAUAAUUAAUAAAAUUUAUAAACAAAUGUAAUAAAUAUAAUUUAAACUUCAUCCGGAGCAGGCGAGAAACAAAAAGUAUCAAAUAUCUGAAACAAAGAGCCUGUUAUAUUAUUUAGAGAAGUCGGAAAUGAUGCAUAAAAUGCAUUCUAGAAAAGGAAAGAAAACUAUGUUUAAAAUAGAAUUUACUUCGCAAUCGAUUUUCAGAGCGAACGCCAUCAUUUAUGAUGUGAUGUUUUAUAACAGGAAGUUAUUUAGAGAAAGGGGAAAAAGUUCCCAUCUUAAGCACUUCAAUAGUGAUGAUCUGGGCAAAUAUAUUUUCAUGAAAAAAAAAAACCAUUGUAAAAGUGAAGGAAACUUUUACGCCGUUGAGAAGGGGAAAAUGUUCUUUUGAGAACAUCCUUAAAUAUUUAUCAGGAAAAUAUAAAAAUCAGCAAUGCACACACAGUUCCUCUAAUAAAAGCAGAUUAAUGUUUCAAAAUAUGCAUGUAAGAAAUUUAAUAUUAAAAAAAAAGAGUUUUUUAAAUUUUAAGGAAUGGUUACUUGCAGUCAUGUUUUUAUAGUUACAAAUAAACAAUUUUGGAAAACUUUGCCUUAAGAAGAAAAUAUAUGACUCAAGAUUUGUUUUUUUAAUAGAAUUAUCGAUGAUCCGACGUGAUUAUGCUCUCAGUAAGGUCGGAUCAUCGAGGUUCUAUAUUUAAAAGAUAUUCAAUUAAAGAAAGACAUAACUUAAAAUUGAGGAAAUGGGCUUCGCUUAUUGAUUGUUUGAGUCAGUGAAUUUAAUUUCAAUCAUUUCUAAAUUUACAGUGGUCCGUGAAUAUUUCAUAAAUUUCACAUAAAAGUCUGUUAAGUGUCUAUCACCAUUCACAGCAUUCUGAUGGGGAAAAAUAUAAAAGGACAUUCUAUCCAACGGCAAUUAAAAGGAGCCAUUUUAUUUCAAUAGAUAUUAUCCAUGAUAUAUUUUAAUAUAACAGGUUGAAAAAAAAAGUGUAAAGGAAAGUCUAUCAAUUUUUUUUCUCACCUUAAUUCUUACAUAAAAAUUUCUGAAAUACAAUUUAAAAUAUUCGAGGUAAGAUUGUGGUUGCAAUUUCUAUUAAUAAUAAGUGUGUGUACAUGCGUGCGUGCGUGUGUGUGUGUGUGUGUGCGUGCUUGCGUGUAUUGACGUAUUAUUGAAGUGGAAUUUGAUCCAAAACAGCCAAAUUUCGCAAUGAUUACUUCCGAAACAGCAUAAAAACGAACGACUUUUACAUCAUUUAAAAAAAUAAUAAUAUUUUCAAUGGUGCCCUUAUUUUGCCGCAUAGUAUGUCCCUAUUUUCAAUUCAUUUUUAAAGAUAAUUUAAGCAUAUCUUAAAACAAUAUAUUUCAUUAUUAAGUUAAUCUCACUAUGUUUUCAUUGCCGCUUUUAGUAUUUUAUAUUGGACGGGGGUUUUUUUCCAUUGUUGAUGAUCAAAGUACGAAAAUUCAGCCUAUUUUUUCAUGUUUCAAAUAGGCUGUUCCGUUAAAUACUUUUUUUUUUUGUUCUUAUAUUUAAACUUUAAAAUCAAGCAAUCGUAAAAUUUCCUUAAAGUGCACCCAAUUUUAAAAACUUUUGCUUUUUCUUGUGAUAUAACAGGAUGUAUACAGAUAUUGAUAGAGAAAUUAGAGAAAUGUAUAGCACAAUGGGUGGAAUGUUUCAAGGCUUCUAAUAUAAUAUGAGUUAUUUGUCUAUAAAUAUUUGAAGUUUAAAAAUAUUUUUUUCUGAAAAAACCAUUAGGAAGUAAAUAACAAAAAGUAUUUAACUAAAUUUUUAACAACCAUUAUUCGCAGCCAACUCGUCGCCAAAGGUUGGUUAAGAAUAUUUUCCAAUUUUACCAAAAUUAUAGAAAAAAAUUGUAUAAUACACAUAGAAGUUAAUAAAGGAGAAAAGAAACGCUAAUAUUUUGUAUAAUUUAUUGUGAAAAUUCUUAUUAAAAAAUUGAUAAACUUCUUUGGAGUGAGCACCUUCAACCCAAAAAUUAACCACGUACAGUACUUUUAUAAUAAAAAUAUGAUUCUGCAUUAGUCCAGAAAAUGAUUUUGAAUUAUGAAUCAGCUUAUUCUUUCUACCGAAAAUUAACUGUUAUUUUUAAAAUAAUAAUAUCAUAGAUUCAUUGUGAUUUAUCUUACGGCACUGCGAAGAAACAUUCCUUUAAAUUUUCGAGAAUGUUGCCAUUUACUAAAAUAUACUUUUUAUUCCAAUCAAAUGAAAAAUACCAGGAUGUAAGUGGAAAAAUUUAAUCAUAUGUUAAUCUUAUUCAAAUAUUAUUCAUAUAAUAUGUUUAUGUUUAUUACAUUAUGGUAUUGAGUAGUUACUUUCAGAUUGUUGAUAACUGAAUUGAGAAGUAUAAUUUUUCUAAAUAAUUCUCUCGAUAUGUAUAAAGAAUUUCUUAAUCAUACAAAGAUGAAAGUGAAAUAAUAAUUUUGAUAUGCAUUAUUUAAUAUUUGAUCACUUUAAAAAAAUGUUUGAUUCUCUGACUGCUUUUAUCAUCAAGUCGUACAUAUUUUAGAUUAAAAUCCAACAUCUUAUAGAUAUAUAUAUAAUGAAUGUAAUAUAUUAUUUAAUCUUUGAUAUGAAUAUGAACGGCCAUUAUUGUUCUAAAUAUGAAUAACUGAUCUGUGAUAAUGAAAUAAUUACAAAACUGAAUUUUCACUGUUCGAUAAGGUAGGAAUUUCUCAAAUUAUUUUUCUUUCAACCUCUGCAAAUGUUAAAAACUGUCAAGCAAUUUUCGAUAAUAAUAAAAAAGUGUGCUUUU